AUGGACCGUCUUAACAACGCACAGACAUUCAUUGCAACUUAUACACAGUACAAGGAAGAUACCAAGUACAUCGCAGGAUGGUUAGCUGAGGCAUCUCACUCUGUCGGCCACCAGCUUCAUGAAGCUCAAACUGGUCAUCCACGGUCAAAGGCGAAAGGCAGAAGCAACAAGGGGAAGAACAACAACCGCAAUGGAGGCAAGAGCGGCCGCGGCGGCAACAAAAAGUAUCUGAUCAAGGUGUCCGAUUUUGUUCCCAUGGCAGAGGCAAUCGCCAACAAUGAGGCAAAUGUACUGGUCCCAGUGACCAACUGGUUCAAAAGCAAGACUUUGGACGACAACAAUGACAGCAAUGAGCGCCAUCACUACUUCAUCACCGUACUAGAAGAUGCGUUUCGAUUGCUGCGACCAUUCAUCUCGCUUGGCCCAGAGGCCCACCGACCUGGCAAGCCAGGUGCUACGUCCGACGCGCUGCCCUUACAAAACCGCUUUGCCAACCUAACUGUAGAGGAUGUUGCUGAGAUUGCUGAGAAGGAGGGUGCUGAAGAAUCGAAGCUUCCAGACGUCUCGAAUGUUGUGUUUGAGCAAGACGAGGCCGAAAUGGAAGAGGAAUUAAAGUUCGCUGUCGGUUUGUUGCUCCAAGAACUGCAAACCAUGCGUGAUGCAGCAUGUGCACAGUGGGAGAAAUACAAGAAUGAUGAAGUCGAUUUGAUCGUAGCAGCAAUGACUACCGACAUGGCGAUCAAACUGGCCCAGAGAGCGGAGGCCGAAUUCGAUCUCGUGGUCAAGCGACCGAAGAGCUAUCCUACCGACUCGUUCCCAGCGUGGAAGUUGCUAGACGCUCUUGUGAAACCCUCUGAAAGCGAGGCAUCGCAGAGUAGUGACGACCAAGGGCCGAGUACCUUCUGGCCUACAUAUUCCGGUUUGAAAUACUACUUCGACAGGAUAAUGAAGUGGGAUCCCAAGAAGAAUCUCCCAGCCACCGUUGCCAAAGACUUUGGGGGCCGAAAAAUGCACGACUACACCCUCCGCGCCAUCGAGUACUCGCAAAUCAUCCUAAUCAUGAUAUUCGCUGAUCACCCUAAUGUCUGGGACAUGGUGUCGUCAGGUGUUGAGCAUAUGUUCAAGGCCCGCGAGCUCCCUAUAUGGGUCUCCUUCGCAGUCCAAACUCACCUUGCCUCGCAAGACAUCAUGGCCGAUAGAUGUGCCCACCCGUCUUUUGAAUUGGAAAACCAUCUCCAGAAGAUAAUCCGCCAGAACAACAAAAUGGUCGAGGAUUGGGAAAGCCCCUUCCUUCCAGAAGAAAUUUAUCAAGACUGUUUCUAUAACUUUGGAGAGGGUGUUCUGGACAUUCAAGAGUGGAGUUCGCAGGAUGGGUUCGAUAAGCAGUGGCAAGCCUUGUUGCUGAACAAACAGGUUGCUUCUCACCCGGUGUUGAAGCUUCUGCGGAAGGAGAAGAACUACUAUAUGCGUCACCACCCGCUUCUUUGUGGAAUGAUGAAGUAUGAAAUGUAUCUGAAGAAGCAGGCGGCAGGUAUGAAACUCGAGCAUCAGUCCCUUGCCAUAUCCAUGAUGGCCCACAUCUACGUUAACGGUCGCCUGCAGUUUGGUGACCAUGUCCCGGUCUGGCCAGACAUGGAGCUCAUCAUCUACGCACAAGACCCGGGAUGGCUUUUUGUGGGGGGACGUCCUAAGACCACCGAAGAAGCUCGGAAGAAGCUCUUCUUAGCAUCUGGCUCGUCUGCCGCCAACUCUGCGCGCGACAUUCCGCUCCAUCGCCUCAAGAUCAACCAAAAUAAACUGCGAGAGUUUAGGGAUACAAUGAUGUUCGGCUCCGGUGUCUAUCUACCACGCGACAAGUUCAGUAAAUCAAGGGUCAACGUUUGCACGGUUCAUGCGGAAGAUCUCGUGAAACGCCUUGAGGACACUGUUAACACUGCGCAGCCCUGGGGUCGGCUGGCGAGACAGUUGAUAAUAUCACGUUCGGAGCAAGCCCAGAAUGGAGCAACGAAAGGCGAGUCAAAAUCCCUUCGAGCGACGUCUCGCACAAUACUCGAAAGUUACGCACAAUGGUUGCAAGCGGAUAUGGUUGACCUCUACUUCGACUGGUUGGAGAUGGGCUUUACUUGCGGAGAGAUAUGGGCCGAUAUGCGCCGCGACCUGGAACGUCUGCCUACCUGGGAUCCAACAUCAUUCGUGAUGAAGCCUGCCCUAGAGCCUACUAUUGACAUCCUCACUCGUGACAGAGAGUAUCCAAGGUGCUUGAAAAUUGCUUACGGAAAGAUAAGACUAGCUUUUAAUGCGAAUCCACCUUCACACUUCGAGAGCCUAGACCCCGACACCUGUCUCGUUGCCUUGGGCAAGUAUCACCGAGCUACCGCUGCCAUGCUGGAAGCUCCGGGGCCUCUAAAUCUGUCAAAUCUAUAUGAGCAUUGGCAGGAGGAGGAUUGGAAACCUCGGUGGGAAGAAAUGAAGAGUAAACCUGCAAAUCAGUUGCACGAUAUUUUCCUAGAAUCGUUCGUCAGUUCGUUAAAUCGAAAGCACAAGGGCGCCGAAAAAGGGGUGGCCGCUGAUCCUCUUCAGGCGUAUAUGGAACACUUAAUGAAGGGUGUCAGUGAGCUAGACCACGUGCCCGACGGGCCUUUGGCAGAACUGGCAGAAUUGAUGGAGCCAGUAGAUUAA
Cucurbitaria berberidis CBS 394.84 is the source of this 2679-nucleotide messenger RNA. RefSeq lists its product as uncharacterized. Bases 1 to 2679 code for a protein of 892 amino acids. The record is from RefSeq and is a predicted model, not a curated record. Lineage: Eukaryota; Fungi; Ascomycota; Dothideomycetes; Pleosporales; Cucurbitariaceae. The transcript is spliced from 2 exons.